AGACUGAGGAGAGGAACAAACUGUAAGCUCCGCUUCAAGACCGGACGUUCUCUAAGGAAUCGGAAGUGUCGUUGCCACCCCCGCGAUGCGCAUUGGCCAGGAACGCGAGGAGGCGGGAAUCUUGUCUCUAUGGUGGCGGCGGGAAGGCCCCUCUGUCUCCUUGUCGUCUGUAGCCGGCCGGCGGCUUGGUCGGGAAGCGGGCGAGGGGGCGGUGGGCCGGCCAGCCAAGAUGGCGGAGCUGAGCGGCGGCGGCCCCGGCUCGGCCGGCAGCGGGGAAGGCGGCGGGGGCGGAGGAAGUGGCUCCAGUGCCGCCGUCGGGAGUGGGGAGGGCAGCUCUGGGGGGCCCCUCAUCCGGGUGAUGGUGAAGACCCCCAAAGACAAGGAGGAGAUCCUCACCGGCGAGCGCGUCUCCGUCAAGGAGUUUAAAGAGGAGAUUUCCAGGCGGUUCAAAGCCAAACAGGAUCAGCUGGUUCUGAUCUUUGCUGGGAAGAUUCUGAAGGACAGCGAUACACUGAACCAACAUGGGAUCAAGGAUGGACUAACGGUGCACCUGGUGAUCAAAACCCCGCAAAAGACUCAAGACCCUUCAGCGGUGGCCGCAGAUUCAUCUCCUCCUCCGGCCCCUCCUUCUGCUACUUCAACUGCUGCGGUUCCUCCCUCUGCCGCCCCUGCUUCUCCCACUGCCCCAUCACAGCCUUCCACGUCCAGCAACACACUCUCAGAUGCGGGGAACAGCAGCCGGAGGAGCAGUGGAUUAGGGGCUGCUCCAGGCCCGACAGCAGAAGGGGUGCCCGGAGGUGCCACUUCCAUCUUGUCUGGCUUUGGGGGCAUCUCUGGACUUGGCCACCUGGGGAUGGGCUCAGCCAACUUCAUGGAGCUCCAGCAGCAGAUGCAGCGGCAGCUGAUGUCCAACCCGGAGAUGCUGUCCCAGAUCAUGGAGAACCCGCUGGUCCAGAACAUGAUGUCCAACCCGGAUUUCAUGAGGCAGAUGAUCAUGGCCAACCCCCAGAUGCAGCAGUUGAUGGAGCGCAACCCAGAGAUCAGUCACAUGCUGAACAAUCCGGAGCUUAUGCGUCAGACUAUGGAAUUGGCCCGCAACCCAGCUAUGAUGCAGGAGAUGAUGCGCAACCAGGACAGGGCUCUGAGCAACUUGGAAAGUAUUCCAGGAGGGUACAACGCUUUGCGCCGGAUGUACACGGACAUUCAGGAGCCCAUGUUCAGUGCUGCCAGGGAACAGUUUGGCAACAACCCGUUCUCUGCCUUGGCCGGAAGCUCUGACUCCUCUACCCAGCCUCUGCGGACAGAAAACAGGGAGCCUUUGCCAAACCCUUGGAGCCCCUCGGCUUCUUCCCAAAGCCAGGCGCCCAAUAGCGAAGGAAACACCGGGCCUGUUGCCCCCCAGACCACACCGACUCUGUCCAACCCUUUGGGAAUCAAUGCAACCAGCCUGGGAUCUGGGAUGUUUAACAGCCCCGAGAUGCAAGGGCUCCUGCAGCAGAUCUCGGAGAACCCCCAGCUCAUGCAGAACGUGAUCUCCGCCCCUUACAUGCGCACCAUGAUGCAGACGCUUGCCCAGAACCCCGACCUUGCAGCACAAAUGAUGGUGAAUGUUCCCCUCUUUGCUGGCAACCCUCCGCUUCAGGAGCAGCUACGGCUCCAGCUCCCCGCCUUUCUACAGCAGAUGCAGAACCCCGAUUCUCUCUCAAUCCUGACAAACCCUCGCGCCAUGCAGGCCCUGCUCCAGAUCCAGCAAGGGCUCCAGACGCUGCAAACGGAGGCCCCGGGACUGGUGCCUAGCCUUGGGUCUUUCGGGACAUCUCGAGCCCCCCCGCCUUCUGCCGGAGGAAGCACAAUCCCCGAGACCCCCAUGUCCUCCGCUUCGACACCUGCCAGUGCCUCUCCAGCCGGAGACAGCAAUCCACACCAGCAGCUGAUGCAGCACAUGAUCCACCUACUGGCCGGCGCAAACUCUCAACAGGCGCAAAGCCCAGAAGUGAGGUUCCAGCAACAGCUCGAGCAGCUCAAUGGCAUGGGCUUCAUCAAUCGCGAGGCUAACCUGCAGGCACUCAUUGCCACGGGUGGGGACAUCAAUGCUGCCAUUGAGAGACUGCUGGGCUCGCAGCCUUCCUAACACCGCGCGGCCCCUCUAGGCUGCCCGAUCUCAUCUCCCGCACAGGGACCGAUCAAGGAGACUGCCAAGGUGGUGCCUGAGUCCCGCAAUAGCUGUCCGCAGAGCGAAAGAAAAAAAUGGAGGCGAAGCUCCGGCUCAGCGUGGCUGAGAGAUCCUUUUCCGAAUUGCAUUGCGCAUGGAUUCAGAUUCUCAUUGAGUGGCCAUUUUCAGACAUGUAUUCACUUCUCCCCCUCCUUCCCCCCGGGUCUCCCCACAAAUUAGGCUGCUUAGUUAGUAGAAGUGUUUACUUCUAGUUAACCCAAAUGAUUGUGUUGGAUUAGCUUGCUUUUAAAAUGAAACAAAAACCGUCUUUCUCCUCCUGCCCCCCUCCUCCUGCCCCCUUAAAGAUCAAGGAAAUAUCAGUCUGGUUUCUGUGACCCAAAGGCUAUCUUUUUCGAUGCAGAAUAGUAGGGAAGGGGCAAGUCCCUUUAAUGCUACGGACUGAGACGGGGCCUGUCUUGUGAUGUCCUUGCACUCCCCUUUCUGGACCUUGGUUCUGGACUCCUCUAGCAUCGCUUUGGUGCUCAAGGGGUUUUGAGGGGGGAGGAUUAUGGAGGAAACUGUCCUGAAUUAAGUACAUGGGAUGUUUUCAAAGGCAGAGGACAGUGUCCUUUGAAGGCAUGGCUCUUUCAAAAAGACUGGAAUUAUGCUUUUAUCAUCUACCUUAAAUGCCACCUCGUGAAUGUCAUGACUUCUUGAUGCAUCUAGAAAACAAAUAGCCUGUAACCUUAAACAAAGUUCCAGUUUUUUGUCGUUGGUUUGGAUCCUUUGUCUCACUUCCUUGUGUGCUAGAAAUCGUCCUACAGUGAUGCGAGAAGGUGGAAGUGAACAGUUUGGCCUACUUUCUUCCCACUGCCAGUUCUGUGCAGCUUUCUAUCCAGUUGAUUUCUCCUCGCCAAGCCUGGCCUUACUUUUUGGGUGAUCCUGCCCAUAAAAGGCAGGAAAUAAUGGCUUCUUCACCACCUGCCAUGGGUGCUGCAGGGUCCAACUUUAUUGUUUCCUCUGGCCAGACAGUUUGAGGACAUAGCUUGUGGGGAGUGGCAGCUUGUGGGAUUUUUUUAGGUGUUUGGACAAAGCAUGGGGAGUGGGGAAACUGUGCUGCUGUCAGUAGCGAUUGAUAGUUUUCCUGCCCUUUUCUGUAGCCUCCCUUUCCUCUUUUAGUUCAGAACGUUAAAAUGACCUUACUACCUGUGGCUGACCUAUAAUUUCCAUUUGAAUUUACGUACUGUUUUUAUCCUGGAAUAAAAUGCACACACGUCUCCCA
This is a messenger RNA of Sphaerodactylus townsendi, 3434 nucleotides long. It is a transcript of the gene UBQLN4, whose product is annotated as ubiquilin 4. Gene Ontology annotation, biological process: ubiquitin-dependent protein catabolic process. Gene Ontology annotation, cellular component: cytosol. Gene Ontology annotation, molecular function: polyubiquitin modification-dependent protein binding. The transcript has 11 exons. Lineage: Eukaryota; Metazoa; Chordata; Lepidosauria; Squamata; Sphaerodactylidae. The coding region runs from base 86 to 2131 and encodes 681 amino acids. The record is from RefSeq and is a predicted model, not a curated record.